Copidosoma floridanum is the source of this 1619-nucleotide messenger RNA. RefSeq names its product protein YIPF6. The record is from RefSeq and is a predicted model, not a curated record. NCBI's taxonomy places the organism in Eukaryota, Metazoa, Arthropoda, Insecta, Hymenoptera, Encyrtidae. Gene Ontology annotation, cellular component: trans-Golgi network; membrane. Gene Ontology annotation, biological process: endoplasmic reticulum to Golgi vesicle-mediated transport.
UCUACAAAUCUGCAGUCUGCAGUUAAUAAAUAAUGAUAACAUUGCAAUCAAAGUGACGUGUGUGUUCACGGCGUGUGUGUACAAUUUUUAACACGUUUACAAAUAAGCACAUAAGUAAUAUAAUUCAUUGCGCUUACACCCGUUGAUUAAUUGACCAACUAAAGUAAUUCCUCCGCAGCUGCAAGAUAUACAUGCAUACAUUGUUAAUUUUGGUCAGACAGGAAAACAAAUGCUUAUAGGUUAAUAACAAGCCGAAGUAUUGAAAAUUCCGAAAUGACUACGAAACUGCGAUUGUGAAAGUUUUGAUAAGCAGAGGUAAUUGCGUCAUGUUACCCCAGGUGUAGUGAACAUUUUACUGUUUGGGCAUAACCAUUGGUAAUUGAAGACUGCGUUUUUUUAAGGUGUUUUCGUUGUUGACUUAUUUUCAAGAUUUUAGUAUAUCAGUAUUAGAUUUCGAACUCUUAAGUGUAUAACAAUAAGGUGACACACAAUGGCCAUGAAUGAAGCAAGAUUUGACAUGUUUGACGAUGGAAUAUCUGCAGUUGAUCCCCAACACGUGCAGGGGGACAUGACUGUAGGUCCAAAUUUGAGGAGUCAAGCUAGCCUUGGAGAGCCAGACUUUAGCACGCUCGAUGAACCCAUAAAAGAUACCAUUCUGAGGGACUUGAGAGCGGUAGGAAGAAAAUUUUAUCAUGUUUUGUAUCCUAAAGAAAAAAAAAGUUUGCUCAAAGAAUGGGAUCUUUGGGGACCUCUUGUACUUUGUACAUUCAUGGCAAUGAUUCUACAAGGAUCUUCGGACACAGCAAACAGUUCCAAUGAUGGUGGUCCAGAGUUUGCUGAAGUUUUUGUAAUUGUAUGGAUUGGCUCCAUGGUGGUCACACUAAACAGUAAACUACUUGGUGGAAAUAUAUCUUUCUUCCAAAGUGUGUGUGUUCUUGGAUACUGUUUGCUACCCACAGCAAUUGCACUAAUCAUAUGUAGAAUAAUAUUGAUUGUUGAGCAGAACUUUAUUUUAUUCAUUCUGAGGUUUAUUAUUGCUAUGAUUGGUUUUGUGUGGGCAACUUAUGCAUCAAUGGCGUUUCUUGGAGAUAGUCAACCAUCUGGGAAAAAAGCCUUGGCUGUUUAUCCUAUUUUUUUGUUCUACUUUAUAAUAUCGUGGCUAGUUAUCUCUCAUACAAAAUAAAGUUUAUAAAAAGGGAUGACAGACUAUAACAAGGAUUAAGCACAAAACUCGAAAAAUAAUGGGUUUCAACAAAAAAGUCAACCAAUCAUGGUAUUUGUAAAUUGUCAAAAAGAAAAAAAAAGAAAAAAAAAAUUGUAAUGCAUUUGUGUAAAAGAAAAAGAAGUGAUGUUACGUUGUGCUUGUACGAUUAGUUUGUGUAACGAGAGAAUUUCCAAAAUAUUGUGAUAAUAAGGAUUUUUCUACUUUCUUGCAAAAAUCAACAUUUCUCAGUAUUGUAUGUUUUUUUUUACCAACUUGUUAAAGAAAGAUUCAAUUGAAUUAAAACCAGAUAAUGCACUUAAUUACGUGAAUACGUGUAAAAGUGCACUUGCCUUUGACGAUCUGUAAAUAUGAAUUCACAAGAACGGCGAUAAUGGGUGGAAAUGUAUGUUACAUA